AUCUGCUGUAGACAGCGAAGCACCGGGUUAGAAGUUUGGCGACAAAUUUAGUCGCGCUUAAUUAGGGUCAAUAAAGCUUAAUUACAGUCGAGGCAAUAAUAUUGAUAAAAGAUGGCUAGUGGCCUAGAAACCACGAGGGCACGACUCCGUUACGAACAAUACUUCUAGCAUCGAUCCACUCCGCAAUCUGCGUCCCAUCGCUAUCGCCAACAGCGACAAAUUUUUCCAGUGAGCGGAAGUAGCGGAACUUAUUUGGUUCUUUGUUCUAUGUCUAUGUCGCGGGAAAGUUAAAGAGCCAGCCAAGGACUGCAGGUGCUCAGCUUUAGGAAAUCAACAGCAACUCGAGGACCCUGGCUCCGCAUUACUGUGCUCCAGUAAUGACAUCGAACAGAAGACCAAAAGCGCAUCCCCCUGAGAACGACUCAAAAGACCAAGCGGAAAGGGAAAUCCCUAUUCUACUGCCCCAAGAUGAACGUCAUCGCAAGUACAAGGUUGCUGUAGCGAUGGCAAUGAUACGUUCGAAGCCAGACAAUGUUUCGGCGGACGAUUACGUCAGAAAACUCGCGGAAGACAUGAGAAACAAUGAAGCCAGACUGUCGGACGUAUGCAAGAGCCUUGAAGACGAUGUCAUCCAUUUGCGGCAGAAAGUCGCGUUGAUGAGCGUCAGAGGUGGCAUUCGUUCUGAAGCAUUCGCCUUCCGGCGUGAAUCGUGGACGAACUCUACAGAGAAGCUUUCAAUCACAGCAGAACGCAUUGGCCAGCACUGGGUGUUUUUGCAAAAUUACCUGUCAAUCACGUCCAAUGCAGCGCUUUCCAACCAGGCAGACGACAUUGAUACAGAAGAAUUGACGCUGCGCUCUGCAAACAACCUCCUAGGGACCUUACGCAAGUGCACACCGAUCGGAUGCGUCGAAAUGGAGCUAUGCAAUAAGGCACUGUCGACUUUAGCAGAUAUGUGCAACGAUCGGCGCAAUGCUCUAGCGCCUUCUCUUCGCGCAGCUGUUAUGGGUUUUGUCACCGACAGUGUUAACGAAAUCGUGGAGCGGAAAGAAGUUGUCGAGUACAGCCGCCUGGAAAAUAUUGCAAGCUGGGUGGGAAGCCUUGCCAGUGGGCAAGCCGUCACACUUGCCAUCACCAGACAUCUACUGGACAAGUUUCUUCAGUUUGCAAGCUUCAUUGACACGCUACAGGAAGACCAGCGAGGCCAAGAAGCAGAUCACUUUGACCGCACAUACUUUCUACUAAAGUGUACGGAAAAUGUUGUCGCAUCACUAAAACAAGUUUCGCCUCUCGAUUGCUGUGAGCUCUCCGAAAUAGCAACAGCGCUGGUGGACUUUUCAGUCAAAUGCCAGGAGACACAUCCACUGUUUGCAAGUUACCUAUAUGAAGUUGUCAGCGCGCUUAAAAAGAGUUUAACUCGUCGCAAGAGCAGUAAGCAAGAAGUGCCAAAACUUGUACUAGUGAGAAAGAAAUUGUAAUAGGCGUCCGCUGCUGUGUUAUCUGUGUGACACUAUACAAUUUUAAGAUGCCCUAAGUGCGUUCAAUCCAAAAGGCAAUUUCAGUGAUGAGAACAGACACAAAGCGAAAUGUGUAUAAUAAAUUAGAUUUAUUCAAACAUACCUCUCUCAUGAAAUGCAUAUAUACAUGUAACGGUCUAGUCAAUUAUGUACUCUGUUUGCAUAUCUUGUGCAGUAAAGAAAACAAA
Messenger RNA from Dermacentor silvarum, 1705 nucleotides. RefSeq lists its product as uncharacterized. Gene Ontology annotation, cellular component: lateral element. The record is from RefSeq and is a predicted model, not a curated record. The transcript has 4 exons. Lineage: Eukaryota; Metazoa; Arthropoda; Arachnida; Ixodida; Ixodidae. Gene Ontology annotation, biological process: oogenesis; spermatogenesis; DNA recombination. The coding region runs from base 378 to 1478 and encodes 366 amino acids.